This is a messenger RNA of Phaeoacremonium minimum UCRPA7, 1686 nucleotides long. Its product is annotated as putative sphingosine kinase protein. The record is from RefSeq and is a predicted model, not a curated record. Gene Ontology annotation, cellular component: membrane; cytoplasm; intracellular membrane-bounded organelle. Gene Ontology annotation, biological process: sphingosine biosynthetic process. The transcript is spliced from 4 exons. NCBI's taxonomy places the organism in Eukaryota, Fungi, Ascomycota, Sordariomycetes, Togniniales, Togniniaceae. Bases 1 to 1686 code for a protein of 561 amino acids.
AUGGCCUCCGAAGCUCCUGUCACAGCUCCCCUGGAGCCAUUCCCAGAGGCAAUCCAAGAGAGCGGCGCUCCCCAAGCGAACGGCAACGGCAAUGCCACUUCUCAACCAGUCGCCCUCACCGAGACCAUCAAUCUCGGGCGCAAUGUGUCGCUUACCCUAGAGAACGACUCCCUCCGUGUGCAAGACAAAGCAGGCCAGAAAAAGAGCAGAACAUGCGGCAUUGACUUCUCCUCCGACGCCUCUACCACGCGCUCGAUUCCCCUGUACAAUGUCCUAUGGGCCGAGCUGUCAGAUGAUCGACAGACGCUCACCGUCGACUUCGCCGAGGAGACCUCCAAGACCCGGCUGCGCGUGUCCCAGCUAACCUACAAGACGGCGCCCACGGCCGGCGCCGAACACCACAGCACCCCGACGCCCGGAAUCGAGACAUGGAUCGAGGCGCUGCUCACGCGGUCGUACGGCCCCGCCGCGCGGCGGAAGCGCGCCUACGUGCUCGUCAACCCGCACGCAGGGCCCGGCGGCGCGGACAAGAAGUGGGAGACGCAGGUCAGGCCCAUCUUUGCGGCGGCGCGCAUGCCCAUGGAGGUGAUUGAGACAAAGUACUCGGGCGAGGCGGUCGAGCUGUGCCAGAAGAUGGACAUUGACGCGUUCGACAUUGUGGUCCCCUGCAGCGGCGACGGGCUUCCCUACGAGUGCUUCAAUGGCCUCGGCAGGCGGGCGGACGCGAGGCGCGCCCUGGAGAAGCUCGCCGUGUGCCAUAUUCCCUGCGGCUCCGGCAACGCGAUGGCGUGCAACCUGUACGGAACACACAGGCCGAGUCUGGCGGCCCUGGCCAUCGUCAAAGGUGUGCCGACGCCCAUGGACCUGGUGAGCAUCACACAGGGCGACAGGCGGACGCUGAGCUUCCUCAGUCAGUCCCUGGGAAUCGUCGCUGAGAGCGAUCUGGCCACGGAGAGCAUGCGUUGGAUGGGCGAGACGCGCUUCACUGUUGGCUUCUUGGUGAGAUUGUUCCAAAAGAAGGUGUACCCAUGCGACAUUGCUGUGAAGCUGGAGAUUGGUCACAAGGAGGGCGUCAAGGGGCACUACAAGCGCGAGAGGGAGAACAGCUCAACAGAAGCCUUGGAUAAAUUCUCCUCAUCCGCAGUGAAUCUGAACGGCACAAGAGUCAGGGAUGAAUCAUUGGCGGAGUCCGAGGCAACUGGAUCCAGCAAUAAGGAGGGCCUGCCACCCCUGAAAUACGGCACGAUCAACGACAAGCUGCCGGAGGGGUGGGAGGUCAUUCCUGGCGAGAAAAUGGGCAACUUCUACUGCGGAAAUAUGGCGUAUAUGGCUCCUGACGCAAACUUCUUCUCCGCAGCCCUAGUCAAUGACGGUCUUAUGGACCUUGUCUGCAUUGACGGCAACAUCUCGCCCAUGAAGUCAAUCGAGUUGAUGCUCUCGGUCGAGAGCGGACACUUUUUCGAUAACCCCCUUGUAGCGUACCGCAAGGUGUCUGCCUAUCGCAUCAUUCCCAAGAACCAGAGUGAUGGCUACAUCAGUAUCGAUGGCGAGAGAGUGCCAUUCGAGCCAUUCCAAGCUGAGAUACACCAAGGCCUUGGCAAGGUCCUGUCUAAGCGUGGCGGGUACGAGGCACCUGGUCCUCACAAUUGGGACAAGGUGACGGUUACUGAGCGCUAUAUGGCAUAA